Ostertagia ostertagi is the source of this 630-nucleotide messenger RNA. The record is from the annotation of a GenBank genome assembly. Lineage: Eukaryota; Metazoa; Nematoda; Chromadorea; Rhabditida; Trichostrongylidae.
UCAUUCCAGGUCAUUGAUAAUAUUUUGUGCACAAAUUGCGACCGUAAUGGAACGAGGAGGUUCGAGAUAAACAAGAGUAUCUUCAUCCAACCGAAGGAAGUAGCUUUGGGAGAAAUCAAGAUGGCAUCAUUCUUCGAUCUGAAGGAGGAUGGAAACUUGGAUAUCCUAAUUGAAUACAAGCCAUUUGAAGGAGAUACGAAGUUCAGCUUCAUCCCUUGUGACGACAAGGGCGAUGUCACGUUUCUCAAGGUCACGGUGUUCACAAACGUUUGCGGUAAGCACUGCAAACCGUCACCAAAAGAACUGGGCUCUGGUGUCAGCUGGGGCGGGGCUUGUGCAAGCUUCAGCAUGUCUGAUGGAUGGGGUGGAUCAUUGAAAAGUUCGGCAUGUCAAAUUCCUGCUGGAACGCAUCGUGCGCUGGCGCCGCCUUAUCUUACUAUUGGUGCGCCGCUCUACAAUGAGGCCUUGAACGCUCGGCAGCACACGCUGAAGCAGAUAGUACCGAACUCGAGGAUUGUUGUUAUACCUCCGGCCGAAGGCGGCUCACAGUGGCUCACGCGACUGUAUGUCACCCCAUCACAGCUCAUUCUUCAGGACUGGUCCUACAAAGCAGCCAUGUGGCUCUCCUCC